GAAGAUAUAAGCGGGCCGGGGAGGCGGAUGGGGCGCCAGCUGCAGUAUCUCCAUCUAGAAGGGCUGCUGAGCAGGAGGAGGAGGAGGAGGAGGCCGUGGUGGAGAGCUCCCAGGCCGGCCAGGACGGACUGACGCACAGACUGACCGCCACCAGCUCGCUCCUGCUGGCCGCUUCCAGCCCAGGCGGUCACGAAGCCCCGACCCCUGCAGGUCCCGCCCGCCCCCCACACCCCCCCUCCACCCCGGGGCUGAGAUGGAAGCCGUCCAGGAGCUGAUCCCCCUGGCCAAGGAGAUGAUGGCCCAGAAGCCCAGAGGCAAGCUGGUGAAGCUGUACGUGCUGGGCAGCGUGCUGGCGCUGGUCGGCGCCGUGCUGGGCCUGGUGGAGACGGUGUGCAGCCCCUUCGCCGCCGCCAGCCGUCUGCGCGAGGAGGCGGCGGCGGCGGCCGAGCUGCGGGACGCGCGGGCGCGACAGGCGGGACAGGCGCUCCGCCCGCCGCAGGCCCGGCCGGAGAAGGGCCCGAAGCGGCCGCCCGAGGCCCCGCCCUGCAGCCGCGCCGACCGGCAGCACGCCUCCUAGGGCCCCGGGGAGGAGGUGGGGCGGAGCGGGCCGGAGCCCCGGCUGCGUGGAGAAGCCAGCCCGCCACCGCGCCGCGUCUCGCACCGACCCACCACCGAGAUCCACCCAGAAGGGGUUCGAGAUCGACUUUUUGCUGCCGUGCAGCAACGUGUUGUGACGAUGAAGACAAACUGUGUCUUUAAAGCUCUCUGAGAGUCUAUGGUUUUGCACUAGGGAGGAAGGAGAAAUGGCUUUUUUUAUAUAUCUAUACCGUUAUUAUUACUGUCGUCGUCGUUGUUGUUACUAUGAUCACCAUUUUGCAUUUUGAAAU
Dipodomys spectabilis (banner-tailed kangaroo rat) is the source of this 887-nucleotide messenger RNA. It is a transcript of the gene G0s2, whose product is annotated as G0/G1 switch 2. Gene Ontology annotation, cellular component: mitochondrion. NCBI's taxonomy places the organism in Eukaryota, Metazoa, Chordata, Mammalia, Rodentia, Heteromyidae. The record is from RefSeq and is a predicted model, not a curated record. Gene Ontology annotation, biological process: positive regulation of extrinsic apoptotic signaling pathway. Bases 254 to 577 code for a protein of 107 amino acids. The transcript is spliced from 2 exons.